AUGGCAGGGUAUAUCGGACGGAUCCUCAUGCAUGAUAAUCCAUGGUCUACGAGUGCCUUCCGCUUACAGAUUAUUUGUCUCAUCCUUGCACCGACGUUCAUUGCCGCGGGAUGUGAUGUGGUCUCCAUUUUACUGCAAGCUGCUGGAGGUGGCGUUGUGAAUUCUGCUGGGCUUGAUAAAGUAUGGAUGGAUGCUGGGAACACUAUUGUCACCGUUGGUAUAGCAUUCCAGGUUGCGACGAUGUCAGCGUGUGGUUUGUUUGCGGUUGACUUCUUCAUUGCAUUCUGGAAGGAUCGUCGUCGCCAGAGAAAAACGGAGGGUGCGUCUUUCGGUGACACUCGCAAUAAACGAAUACUGAACAUGCUCAUCGCCGAGAUGGUGGCAUAUCUCAUGGUUCUCAUCCUUUGCAUAUAUCGUCUCCCCGAAAUGGCUGGUGGUUGGGGGAGUUCCUUGAUGCGCAACGAGAGGGAGUUUAUGGGUCUCGAUGGCGCGAGUCUGGUUAAUAUAUUGCCUCUGGCUUGA
Penicillium waksmanii is the source of this 522-nucleotide messenger RNA. Its product is annotated as RTA1 domain-containing protein. Bases 1 to 522 code for a protein of 173 amino acids. The record is from RefSeq and is a predicted model, not a curated record. Gene Ontology annotation, cellular component: plasma membrane; fungal-type vacuole. Lineage: Eukaryota; Fungi; Ascomycota; Eurotiomycetes; Eurotiales; Aspergillaceae. The transcript is spliced from 3 exons.